Molecule: messenger RNA, 414 nt
Organism: Nematolebias whitei (Rio pearlfish)
Lineage: Eukaryota; Metazoa; Chordata; Actinopteri; Cyprinodontiformes; Rivulidae
Gene: tmsb2
Product: thymosin beta 2
Exons: 3
Coding region: 143-280 (45 amino acids)
Biological process (GO): actin filament organization; regulation of cell migration
Cellular component (GO): cytoplasm
Molecular function (GO): actin monomer binding
Source: RefSeq, a predicted model, not a curated record
CUCACUAACACACACACUCAUACAAACACACACACACACACCGGCAGACUGUCUCAGCUUCGCUCUCCAUCUUGCCGCCUCAUCCCUCCCUGGACUCUCCGUCACAGGAUCUUAGCCCACUGCUGAGAGGAACAUCGCCAAAAUGUCGGACAAGCCUGACAUGACUGAGAUCGCCCGCUUUGACAAGACAAAGCUGAAGAAGACGGAGACAAAAGAGAAAAACCCUCUGCCUACCAAAGAGACCAUCGAGCAGGAGAGGAAAGGCGACGCCACACCUUAACUCCAGCACAAGACGAGAAGGAGCCGAAGAUGCCACAAGAAAAAUGAAGCACUUUCUUUUCAUUAUCACAGUGUUUGAAUCUCUUACAAUGUCUUAAGACAAAGGGGUUGCCUCGAGCUCCCUGAGGUGCUGUC